AACGUUUUCUUCUCUUUGUUUCACUGGAAAGUUCCUGAUGAACAAACCGAGCGGACCCUGGACUAAAAGACCCGGGUCAGAGCCGCUAAUACCGGACUGCAGGGGGAUUUAACCCGGACUAAACCCGGAUUUAACCCGGAUUAAAAACGGAUUAAAAACGGAUUAAAAACGGAUUAGAGGCGGUGGAGCAGCGGCAUUUAGUUUGGGGUCCAGCUGAGUGUGUGAGAGAGUGUGUGUGUCUGUGUCUGUGUGUGUGUGUGUGUGUGUGUGUGUGUGUGUGUGUGUGUGUGUGUGUGUGUGUGUGUGUGUGUGUGUGUGUGUGUGUGUGUGUGUGUGUGGAGUUUGGAUCGGAACAUGGGCUGGUAGUUUCGGGGGGGGGCUGAUGGACCCUCGCGCCUCUCUCUGAUCUCAUGAUGCGCGCAAUGGACUGCGCGCGCCCGCUGCUGCUGCUGCUGCUCGCGCUGUGGACCUGCGCGGACGCACGGAGCGCGAUCCCGCAGCGCGCGUCCUACAGCCUGUACUCCGGAGGGCACGCGCAGGGAGCUCGCGCCGCCAGCAGACACAGGAACUGGUGUGCGUUCGUGGUGACAAAGACGGUGAGCUGUGUGGUGGAGGACGGAGUGGAGACCUACGUGAAGCCAGAGUAUCAUCCCUGUGGGUGGGGGGGGCAGUGCAGCAGGGCAGUGCUGUACCGGACCUUCAUGAGGCCGCGGUACAAAGUCGCCUACAAGAUGGCCACGGCGCUGGAGUGGAAGUGUUGCCAUGGUUACAGCGGGUUGGACUGUGGCGAGGGUCCGGGAUCAGGACCGUCACCGGGCGGGGGGGCGGGAUCUACAUCCAGACCCACUGGAGGACAAGCUGGUCGGGUAGAAGAUGAGAGGAUGAGACAGCUCGAGGAGAAGAUCCAGAGUCUGAACAAAAACCUGCAGGACCUCCAGGCCAGCCUAAACACCGGAGGAGGUCCUUCUUCAGGAGGUUCUUCUUCAGGAGGUUCUUCUUCAGGAGGUUCCUCUUCAGGAGGUUCCUCUUCAGGAGGUUCUUCUUCAGGCGGGAGGAACCCGGCGGACGCCGCUCAGCCGGAGAUUAAAGAGACCAUCCACAGCAUCCAGACCAAACUGGACCAGCUGGACAACCGCACACAGGCUCAUGAUAAAACGCUGGUCAGCAUCAACAACCACCUGGUGAACGGGAAGGGAGACGAGCUGGAGGCAGGUCCGUCCGGAGGGGGUCUGAGCGGGUGGAAGAUGGACUCCCUGAAAGCAGAGAUCCUCCAGGAGCUGGAGAGGAGGGUUUCGCUGUCCUGCUCCUCCUGUCAGGCCGGUGUGGAAGAUCUGCGCCGACAGCAGAGGGAGGGCCGCGAGCGCAUCGCAGCUCUGGAGAAGAAGCUCAGUGACACGGACUCUCGGUACCGCCAGAACCUGGACGGGCUGCAACGCGAAGUGGUGCGACUGCGGGGGUGCUGCGACACCAUGAACCACCUCCGAGACCGGGUCUCUGACGCUGAGCGGAAGAUCAGUUCGGCCUCCGAGAACCUGGACCUUCUACAGACUAGGCUGGACAAGGACCUCAGCGGGGGGGGAGGCAACACUGUGGACGGCGGCAGCAGAGGAUCAGGGGGCGGUGGGGGAUCAGGGGUUGGGGACCGGGGGGUAGUUGUGAUGGAGGGUCGACUGGACCACCGGCUGAAGGACCUGGAGCGGCGGGUCAACAGCACCGUGCAGAGGACUGAUAUCCUGGACAACCACCUGAGCGUGUUCCUUGACCGGUUUGAUGACCAGGCCUUCAGGGUCUCAGACGUGGAGCUGGAUGUGGGGCUGCUGAAGGACCAGCUGAGCCACCAAGACCAGAGGCUGAGGAACCUGGAGAACAUAAUGAACACCACGACCCGGAGGCUGGAGGACUGCAGCUGUGGAGGAUCAGAAGGUGGAGGAGGAUCUAGAGGAGGAGGAUCUACAGGAGGUGGAUCCACAGGAGAAGGGGGAUCUGAAGGAGGAGGGGGAUCUAGAGGAGGUGGAUCUACAGGAGGUGGAUCCACAGGAGAAGGGGGAUCUGAAGGAGGAGGGGGAUCUAGAGGAGGUGAAUCCACAGGAGGAGGAUCCACAGGAGGAGGACUAUCUGGGACAGGAGGUGGAUCUACAGGAGGAGGAUCCACAGGAGGAGGAUCCACAGGAGGAGGAUCCACAGGAGGAGGAUCCACAGGAGGUGGGUCUACAGGAGGUGGAUCUACAGGAGAAGGGGGAUCUGAAGGAGGAGGGGGAUCUAGAGGAGGUGAAUCCACAGGAGGAGGACUAUCUGGGACAGGAGGAGGAUCCACAGGAGGAGGAAGGACCACAGAGAAGUCUUUGGAGUGGAGAGUCGUCGCCAACGAGGAUCAGAUCCGACACUUCAACACAGAACUCAAAGACCUGUCGGUGUCUGGAGACUCUCUGCAGAACAAGGUUGUGGACCUGAGCCAUGAUGUUCAUCAGAUCAAGGCUCUGACCGGGGAUCACGGUGAGAACUUCAACCGCAUCGUGACGGAGGUGGAGAUGCUGGGCCACGACUGCGUGCUGUGCGGGAAGGUGGAGGACGAGCUGCGACGACUGAAGAACCUCUCCCAGGAUGCACUGGGGCUUAUGCAGAUCCACAUCAACAGACUGCAGACCCGGCUGGACUCCGGCAGAGAAGGAUGCUCCCAGAUGUGUUCACAACUGGAGGACGAUGUCCGCAUGCUGUGGGACGACGUCAGGAGGUGCAGCUGUCCGGGUACGACCACAGGUGGUGGUUCUGGUGGUUCUGGUGGUUCCGGAGGUUCUGGAGGUUCUGGUGGCUCCAUCAGACCCGGGUUGGGUGCUGAGAAGCCUUUAGAUGGCCACAGUGUGAUCGGAGGCUCGGUCAACAACAACCAGCUGAAGACGCUGCAGGCGGAGCUGUCGGAGGCCGUCCUGACCUUCCGCUCCAUCAACGACUCCCUGAAGGGGCUCCAGCACACGGUGCAGAAGCACGGCAGCGUCCUCACAGACCUCGGAAACACAAAGGACAAGAUCAUCUCUGAGCUGGACAAGAUCCAGCAGGAGGUGAGGGAGCACAUCGAGGAGAGCCAGGUCCGCCUGCAGGGGGUGGAGCAGGACGUCCGGCGGGUCGACAGCACCCUGCUGGUGGAGGUGGGUGACUGCAGGAGGUCCGGAGACGGGCUGGAGAAGAGGCUGUCCAAGCUGGAGGGCGUCUGCAGCCGGCUGGACGGCGUCUCCAUGUCCAUCCUCAACAUCAAGGAAGGUCUGAACCGACAUGUCUCCAGCUUGUGGACGUGUGUUUCUGGUCUGAAUGAGUCAGUGGUCCAUCACGGAGGAAUCUUGGACUACAUUCAGAAGAACCAGGAGGAUGUCUACAGCAGGAUGAAGAACCUGAACUCGAGCGUGAACCAGGUCUUCAAGGAGAUGCAGACCUCCUCGGAGCGAGACCUGAACAGCCUGCCAGGACCCCAAGGACCCCCAGGACCCUCCGGAGAGAGAGGCUUUAACGGGCUGCCGGGUCCCCGAGGGCCUCUGGGACCUCCAGGACGACCUGGAGAGACAGGGUCUCAUGGACGUCCCGGGGGUGACGCUCACGUUCCCAGACUGGCGUUCUCCGCUGCUCUUACGGUUCCCAUGGAGCGAGCCGGAACCAUCGUCUUUGAUAAGACCUUUGUCAACGAAGGAGAUUUCUACGACCCGAAGACAGGUGUGUUCACGGCCCCCGUAGACGGACACUACUUCUUCAGCGCCGUCCUGACGGGUUAUAAGAACGAGAAGAUCGAGGCGGUUCUGUCCAAGUCCAACUAUGGCAUGGCCCGGGUGGACUCGGGAGGCUACCAGCCCGAAGGCCUGGAGAACAACCCGGUGGCCGAGACCAGAACCCCCCCCGGGUCGCUGGCCGUGUUCAGCCUCAUCCUGCCGCUGCAGAGCCAGGACACGGUGUGCGUGGACCUGGUGACGGGGAGGCUGGCCCACUCUGCGGAGCCGCUCACCAUCUUCAGCGGCUCCCUGCUGUACGAGGACCGCUGAUCCAGACCUCGAUCCGGACCGCUGAUCCGGACCUUUGAUCCGGACCCCUGACCCGGACCUUUGAUCCGGACCCCUGACCCGGACCUUUGAUCCGGACCUUUGAUCCGGACCCCUGACCCGGACCUUUGAUCCGGACCUUUGAUCCGGACCCCUGACCCGGACCUUUGAUCCGGACCCCUGACCCAGAUCUUUGAUCCGGACCUUUGAUGAACUUCUGAUGAUGAUGAGGAGGGGGUGGGCGGAAAGAUGGACGCUUGUCGCCAUCCCCCCCCCAUGCAGACAACUCUGUCUUUAUAGAGACUUUAUUAAGAGAAGAGCAGAUGUUUUAAACAGAGCUGGGGUGGGGGGGGGAUCUGAUGAACUCUGUAGGAUGAUGAUGAGGAUGAUGAGGAGGACUGGGAGCUGGACAGAAAGAUGCCCCCCCCCAGACCACGCUGUCUUUAUAAAGACUUUAUAGAGGGAAAAGCAGCUCUGUAUUCCUGACCCUGUAAACAAACACAUUACAGUUUGAAGUUUUCUUCAACAGCAUAUACUCCAAGUAUUACAAAGUACUGCAGUACCUGAUGAAAUGAGAAACCUGCAGCGAUGUCACAGUUUUAAACUAAACACAGAUAUUUAAUCUGACGGUAAGAACUGGUUAUUAUGAAUGAAGUAUUUUAUCUCAGUUACUGAAGGACAGAUAUUUAAAGCACAUGUACUUAAGAAACUUUAUUCUGAUACACGUCACUCUUUGUAAGAUUAAUAUCUCACUGUCAUUAAACACGAGUGAACCAC
Molecule: messenger RNA, 4796 nt
Organism: Trematomus bernacchii (emerald rockcod)
Lineage: Eukaryota; Metazoa; Chordata; Actinopteri; Perciformes; Nototheniidae
Product: EMILIN-1-like
Molecular function (GO): protein binding
Source: RefSeq, a predicted model, not a curated record